UGUUGACAAGUUGUGUUGCUAGUGCUUUUGUACGUCAACAUUGGCAAAAAAAAAAAAAAAAGGGGGGGGGGAAAUGAGUGAAGCACAAAACCAAGAGAUGCUGGAUCCUAUUUGUGUUCACAAUUUUUCGGAGAGAUUCAUGGAGCAGACCGUUCAUUUUCACGUCAUGAAGCUCAGUGGUGGUUUUUUCCUCUGGGUCGGUUCGAGUCCGCUUUUGUCCAAUUUGGCCGUUUCAAUGAGCAGCAGAUACGACUCAAUGCCAUUAUCUACGCUAGUGAUGGGGGACCCUUCAGAUACUGCUCCAAAUUCUUUGGCACAGAGAUUAGCAAAGAAGACAAAAAAGCAAGUGUUUAUUAGUUACAGUCUUCCAAUGACUGACUCCAGCCUCUCUCUGCUAGUGGAAAACAGAAUAAAAAAGGAGCUUGAGCGUUAUCCGGGGAAAUUUUGAUUUUUCCAUGAGCCUCUUUGUAUGAAACUGUGGAUGUCCAUGACGAAGAAAAGUAACAGCCACCACACACAAUCACGUCCAGUGUUCUUUUAUUGACACAAUUAAGUGAUUUUAUUAUCAAAACAUGUAAGCCCGUGGCUUUUUGUACAAAUGCAUCAUUAAAAAAUAAGACUUAGAAAACGGUUCUGGUGGCUGGUUUG
Messenger RNA from Phycodurus eques (leafy seadragon), 648 nucleotides. It is a transcript of the gene psmg4, whose product is annotated as proteasome (prosome, macropain) assembly chaperone 4. The transcript is spliced from 3 exons. Gene Ontology annotation, biological process: proteasome assembly. The coding region runs from base 74 to 448 and encodes 124 amino acids. The record is from RefSeq and is a predicted model, not a curated record. Lineage: Eukaryota; Metazoa; Chordata; Actinopteri; Syngnathiformes; Syngnathidae.